Messenger RNA from Pecten maximus, 2511 nucleotides. Its product is annotated as V-type proton ATPase subunit H-like. NCBI's taxonomy places the organism in Eukaryota, Metazoa, Mollusca, Bivalvia, Pectinida, Pectinidae. The coding region runs from base 332 to 1894 and encodes 520 amino acids. The record is from RefSeq and is a predicted model, not a curated record. Gene Ontology annotation, cellular component: lysosomal membrane; vacuolar proton-transporting V-type ATPase, V1 domain. The transcript has 13 exons. Gene Ontology annotation, biological process: proton transmembrane transport. Gene Ontology annotation, molecular function: proton-transporting ATPase activity, rotational mechanism.
UGUACGACAUCGUCAGGAUAAAAUUCCUUUUCCAGUGUGCGGACAUUAAUUAAUAUUACAUAUGUAUGCGAUAUUUAGGGAACAAGAGAGUCGGCAGAGGAUGACAUUGUCAGGAUAAAAUUCCUUUUCCAGUGUGCUUGCAUCAUAUAACUUUGGUACAUUUUUGUAUCAAUAUUUAGGCAACAAGGGAGCCUUCUGGUUGACACAUCGGCCUCUAUCACGGUGACAAAUCUGUCUAUGACUCUAAGCCUCUAGGAAAAAUGUUAAUAUGACAUUUGAAAUUUGAUUUCAAAUUUAUAUGUGUUAUUCUGGGUUCUGACAGAAAAUAAACAUGAGAAGAUCAAAUACAUAUGUGGUUAAUGAUUCUGAUGGACCCGAGGGGCAGCAAGCAGACUCAAAACUACGGUUCUUCAGUCGUAGUAAUUCUGAACCAGCACAUUGCCACAGGAUUAAUUUGACGGGAGAAACAGAGAUUCGUAUGGACAAUGUCAUGACAUCACACUAUCUUCAGACAAAAGGUGCACAAGUAGCCACAAGCUUGCUGCAGCAGAGAGCAAAUGAUGUCCGCUCCAAUCGUGUCAACUGGCAAUCCUACCUCCAGGGACAGAUGAUCUCCUCAGAAGAUUUUUCCUUCAUCUCUAAAUUUGACACGGCCAGCAGUGAAGUACGAAAAGCCAUCCUCAUUGAAAAUCCAUCACAGUUUGCCAAGACAUUUUUUAACCUCAUGAGUCAGAUUGCCAAGGACCAGACACUACAGUACAUCUUGACAAUGCUGGACGAUGUUCUACAGGAAGACAAGUCCCGUGUGGACAUAUUUAAAGGGUAUGCUAAACGUAGUAAGGAAUCGGUGUGGUCUCCCUUCCUCCACCUACUAAACAGGGAUGACCGCUUCAUUGUGUAUCAAACAAGUCGGAUCAUUGCUAAGAUAGCCUGUUGGAGUAAGGAGUCAAUGGGAGCAGAGGAUCUCAAGUUUUACCUGAACUGGCUAAAGGAUCAACUCCGACAGCCAGGUAACGAGUAUAUGCAGACAGCAGCCAGGUGUCUACAGAUGAUGUUACGCAUUGACAUGUACAGACAAGUGUUUGUGGAGGUAGAUGGUAUAUCAACAAUUGUUAUGGUCCUUGCUGGAAAGGUGGGGUUCCAAAUCCAAUACCAGUUGACCUUCUGCCUUUGGUGUUUGACCUUCAACCCUGAUUUAGCUGAAAAAAUGAACAGGUACAACAUCAUUCCAACCUUAGCUGACAUUCUUAGUGAAAAUGUGAAGGAAAAAGUCUCCAGAAUCAUCUUAGCAGUUUUCAGGAACCUGUUGGAGAAGCCAGCAGAAACUGAGACAAUUCAGGACCAUGCUCUAGCUAUGGUUCAGUGUAAGGUCCUCAAACAGCUCGAGCUUCUGGAUUCUCGCAAGUUUGAUGAUCCGGAUAUCGUGGAUGACAUCUUGUUCCUGAAUGAAAACCUCCAGAAAUCAGUCCAAGAUCUGAGCUCGUUUGAUGAGUACUGCUCAGAGGUGAAGUCAGGACGACUGGAGUGGAGUCCAGUACACAAAUCUGAACGCUUCUGGAGAGAAAACGCCCCUCGGCUUAACGAGAAAAACUAUGAACUGCUUAAAAUAUUAGUUAGGCUAUUGAGUGACAGCAAAGACCCACUUAUCUUGUCUGUGUCUGCCCAUGAUUUAGGGGAGUAUGUGCGAUACUACCCCAGGGGAAAGAAUGUUAUAGAACAACUUGGUGGUAAGCAGCUGGUUAUGCAGUACCUCUCCCAUGAUGACCCUAAUGUGAGGUUUGAAGCUCUGAUUGCAGUGCAGAAGCUCAUGGUACAUAACUGGGAAUACCUUGGCCGACAGUUACAAGACACCACUCCUAAAGAUGCACCAGGUCUUGUUCCCGCGAAGGCUUAGUCUCAGCUCAUUACAGUGAGGUCGACUGGAAUCUGGUACGCAGUCAUCAUCAAAGUCAUUGAUGUUUACAUUGAAUGCAGUCAUCUGAUGUUAUGUUGUCAUCAUCAGUGUCAAUGCUGUUUUCAUUCCGUAAUGGUGCACAUUUGUUAAACUCUCUGGAUCGUUCGGCCAUUAGUCACUCCUGUCAUUGUAAGCAGUCCAGAGAGAGAGGACUAUAUUAAUAUAUAAUGUUAUAUGUAUUGAUUGUAAGGAUGAUCAAAGUAGGUUUACUGUUUAAACACUCAAGGUAUUAGUAUAGUUUUAUUUUAUAGGGAAACUGAUAGAUAGGCAACCAUCUAUUAUAAUUAUCUAUAUAUACAAUAAAAAUGUUAUAAUGGAGGAUUUCUGGUGAAAAUUCUUUUUCAUAAAUUGAAAUCACGAGACUACAAUUGUUUUAGGGGUUGUUGAUUUAUAAUUGCGAAGGGAAACCUAUUAAUGUGACGCCAAACACAAUUGAUUUUUCCUUAGUCUCAGUACACAGAUAUUAAGAAUGACGAGACCCCACAGACUAUAUACCAUUGAUUGUACCCCUCAGUAAUAGCCUUUAGGUUUAACAAUGGAAUACAUACACAAAAAAU